Messenger RNA from Radiomyces spectabilis, 684 nucleotides. RefSeq names its product 2Fe-2S ferredoxin-type domain-containing protein. Bases 79 to 552 code for a protein of 157 amino acids. The record is from RefSeq and is a predicted model, not a curated record. The transcript is spliced from 6 exons. Gene Ontology annotation, biological process: P450-containing electron transport chain; positive regulation of oxidoreductase activity. Gene Ontology annotation, cellular component: mitochondrion. Lineage: Eukaryota; Fungi; Mucoromycota; Mucoromycetes; Mucorales; Radiomycetaceae. Gene Ontology annotation, molecular function: 2 iron, 2 sulfur cluster binding.
GUCCCCGCAGAAAAAUAAUAAAAAAGACUAUAAGAGCAUUAGGUGUAAUCAUUCUUCCAGGAUCAUUGAUAAUCGGCCAUGUCCCUUUUGCGACUUUUCACUUCCAAGGCACCUUUACUACAGGCCUCAUUCAGACGUUCUAUUUCGACUGCGCCAGUGCUUCUUCACGGCAAACCCGGUGUAGCUAAAGGAGACGGACCAUAUACCGUGCAUUUUAUUACUUCUGACGGCGAGCAAAUUGAUGUGAAAGCGACCAAAGGCGAUACAAUGCUCGAUCUCGCACAACGUUACGAUAUAGAUUUGGAAUGUGCCUGUGAAGGAUCGUUGGCGUGUUCAACCUGCCACGUUAUUUGCGAGCCCGAAUACUAUGACAAGAUGGAAGAACCCUCUGAUGAAGAGAAUGACAUGCUGGACUUGGCAUUUGGUUUAACAGAGACUUCACGAUUGGGCUGUCAAAUUGAAAUGAAUGAUGAUCUGGAUGGUAUCACUGUCCGUAUUCCAUCGGCUACUCGAAAUCUGCGAGUUGAUGGAUCCAAGCCUACUCAUCAUUAAAAUAAUACCAUCUCAUCUAGACUCAUUUCUUUGUAGCAGUAGACUCAUACUAUAUAUAUAUAAAAAAGGCAAAAAGGGGACAAUCGCUAGGAAACUGUCCACAAUGAAUUGCAAAAGGAACGGAGAACUGAG